AAAGAAGUUUAACUAACAAUUUUAUGUGUGACCAACUUCAAUGCGUGUUUUUUUUUUCAUUAAAAUGGUUCUUCUAACCAUUGUAACAAAAAAAUUUGCAUGCUUUUAGGAAGAAUGCAUCUAAAUAAAAUAAUGUAAUUUUAUUUCAUCGAACCUUUUGACAAUAUUAUUCAAAAUGUUUGUGUUUUAUUAUGUGGAGAUCAUCAAAAAGGGUUGUAGUUGGAUGCAUUCAAUUAAUUAUGCGAUGUGGUCGUAAUAAUGUCGACGUAGAUGACAUAGAUGAUAUAUCCGAGUACGACAUUCAUGAUGUUUCUGGUAAUUGCAUAAAUUCAUUUAUAAAAAUUAACCCACCUUUCACGGUUCAAUGUCCACCAGUGCAUUUCCAACCGCAAAUCUUCCCUAUGGCUAUGCAACAACGGCAAGAAGACUUUCAACAUAGACCAGAUGCACCGGGAACGAGAAGACGUUCACCACCUGAAAUUAUUUCUAAAAUGAUUCAAGCUUUGGAAGAAUUGACGGAAAGUAAUUCGUUGCCAGCCGUCGACAAGGUGCACGGUUCUCAUCAACUUAAUUUCAAAUCUUCCUUUUGACCGGUAUACGAAGAAAAUAGUUGAUAUUUUAAUAUGUAUUUUAAUAUACAACGACGUGUAACGAGAAUUAUCGUUCAAUUUUAAUAACAUUCGAUAUUGAAGAUAACUAGCGUUACUUCAAAUAUUUCUACAUCUUAUUUUACUUUUAUUUCUAUCUUCUCACCUGUUUCUCAUCUUCCUCAAUUUUCUCUCGAACAUCUUAU
Messenger RNA from Polistes dominula (European paper wasp), 793 nucleotides. RefSeq lists its product as uncharacterized. Lineage: Eukaryota; Metazoa; Arthropoda; Insecta; Hymenoptera; Vespidae. The record is from RefSeq and is a predicted model, not a curated record.